AUGGCAGAACCAACAAAUUUUACUGAAUACUUAACCGAGAAAAUGAUCAGAGACUUGUAUUGCUCAAAACGUUUUACCGCUGGGCAAGUUCAUAAUGAGCUUAUUUUUCUUUCAGUGCUAAAUACUCUACUGGCCACUUCUGCAUUUCUUGGGAACACUCUGAUCCUAGUUGCCUUACGCAAAGAAUCUUCACUUCACCCACCUUUCAAACUCAUGUAUUGUAACCUGGCGAUAACUGAUCUCUGUGUUGGUAUCAUUGCGGAGCCUCUGUGCGUUGUUUAUUUUAUGUCUGUAGUCAACGAAACAUGGGAUGUUUGCCUUAACACACAUUUAAUACUUGCUAUUACGGGAACUAUUUUGUGCGCGGAGUCUUUAGUAACAGUUGCUGCGAUAAGCGUGGACAGACUUCUCGCCUUGUCGCUAGGGCUCAGAUACAGACAAGUUAUAACUUUGAAGAGAGCAUAUACAGCUGUGAUCGUUAUGUGGGUUUUGUCCAUUGUCUGCACAUCAAGCUACUUUUGGAAUCCUCCUAUAUAUCAAUAUUCUGCCUACAUAACGAUAGCUCUCUGCCUGCUGAUCUCCGUGUUUUCGUACACAAAAAUAAUCUUUACUCUGCGCCAUAACCAGAUUCAUACAAUGCUGCAGGGCCACAACUGCGGUCAAGGGCCACCAAGUCAAUCACUUAUCAUAGCUAAAUACAGAAAGGCAGUGUAUAGUGGACUGUGGGUUCAAGGAACACUUUUUAUUUGUUACCUGCCUCACGGCAUAGCUGUAGCUUUAACACCCCAGAGAGGGAUGGAUAUAUCACUUUACCUUGUAAGGCAAUUCACCCUUACUCUAGUCUAUUUCAACUCAUCUUUAAACCCAUUUCUUUAUUGCUGGAAGGCCAGGGAAGUAAGGCGAGCUGUUAGAAGGACACUCAGACAACUUUUCUGUUCAUCCAGCUAA
Porites lobata is the source of this 948-nucleotide messenger RNA. Lineage: Eukaryota; Metazoa; Cnidaria; Anthozoa; Scleractinia; Poritidae. The record is from the annotation of a GenBank genome assembly.